Neltuma alba is the source of this 1089-nucleotide messenger RNA. RefSeq names its product probable S-adenosylmethionine-dependent methyltransferase At5g38780. NCBI's taxonomy places the organism in Eukaryota, Viridiplantae, Streptophyta, Magnoliopsida, Fabales, Fabaceae. Bases 1 to 1089 code for a protein of 362 amino acids. The record is from RefSeq and is a predicted model, not a curated record. The transcript has 3 exons. Gene Ontology annotation, molecular function: methyltransferase activity.
AUGGAAAGCCAAAAAGUCUCCAAAUCAUAUCAGGCAUUUCCAAUGAAUGGUGGAGAUGGGCAGCAAAGUUAUGCUCGAAAUUCCAUGUAUCAGCGAAGAGGAACAGAUAUUACUAAAAACAUUAUCAGAGAGACCAUUCUUGAGAAGCUAGAUCUGGAAACACUUCCGCAGAAUUCCUCUGAUACUUUUCGCAUAGCAGAUUUGGGCUGUUCAGUUGGACCAAACACAUUUUUCACUGUUCAAAACAUUAUAGACUCCGUGGACCUUAAAUAUCAAUCUCAAGAAUACAAUAAAGACUCAGUUGAAUUUCAAGUGUUUUUCAAUGAUCAUGCUGGUAAUGAUUUCAACACACUUUUGAAGUCCCUCCCUGAGGACAAGCAGUAUUUUGCAGCAGCUGUGCCUGGUUCCUUUCAUGGCAGAUUGUUUCCAGAAUCAAGCAUUCAUGUCUUCAACUCAUCUUAUACUCUUCAUUGGCUCUCAAAAGUGCCUAAAGAAAUAGUUGACAAGAACUCUCGAGCCUAUAAUAAAGGGAAGAUUUACUUUACAAGUGAAGAUGAGGAAGUUGCAGAGGCAUAUUCUGCACAAUUUGAAAGAGACCUUGAAAGCUUCCUGAAUUCAAGAGUCUUAGAACUUGUUCCUGGGGGCAUCAUGAUUCUUAUCAUUCUCUGUGUCCCACCAAAUUCCUUGAAUAGAUUCGAAGCUUCUGUAAAUAUCAUUGGCGAUGUUCUUGUGGAGAUGGCCAAAAAGGGUUUAAUAAGUGAAGAACUGGUUGAUUCAUUCAACAUUCCCAUCUACGUUCCAACAUCAGAAGAGGUGAAGAAAUUGAUUAAGGAGAAUGGGAAUUUCAAAAUUGAGAAGUCAGAAUUAUUAUUUCGCCUAAUUGACAACGAUACGUAUCAAAUAGAUGCUCAUAGUUCGAGUAUGCACUUGAGAGCUGCGUUUGAAGGAUUUUUUAAGGAAAACUUUGAGCAAGACACUGUGGAUAAUGUUUUUGUACAGUUUGAGAAGAAAUUGGCAUCAGAAUCCAACUUCCUUGCAGACCCAAGUUCCAAGGAAUUGGGAGAGUUAUUUAUCAUGAAGCGCAAAUGA